CGCUGAGAUAGAUAGCCCGGCAUUCACUUUCUAGAGCCACACUACAGCUGGGGGAGCGGAGAAGAUGACUUGGAACAGAAGGCUAAUUACCCUCACUUUGCUGCACCUUAUUGCCGUAGCAGCAGCUUUACCGCCCCUAGCCCGGGUGGCCCAGCAAGAUGUUAGAUUCGGGGUGCGCCUGUUUCGGGAGAUUCAGCAGGAUUUUAAGGAGAGCAACCUGGGGUUUUCACCGUACGGCGCUUCUUCUGCGCUGAACAUACUUCAGUCUGGAGCAACGGGGCGCACGCUUGCGCAGAUAACCAGGGCUCUGGAUUACGGACACCAUGAGCGGGCUGUGUUCGCUUCCCUGCGCAGGUUGAGGGAAAUCAUCUGCUCUCCUUCGACAUCUGGUGAAGACCCCAGGUCCGUGCACGUGGCCGACGGCCUCUUCGUGCAGCGGGACCUUGCGCUCACCCCAGGGUUCCUGAAAAGAUUUCAGAGCGCCUUCCAGCGUCAUGUGAUCCAAGUCAACUUCACCGACCAAGAACAAGCCAGGGACAUUCUGAAUCAAUGGGUGGAGAACCAGACAGAUGGAAUGAUUCAAGAUUUAUUGGGGAGCAACUCUAUUCCUGCGCUGACCCGCCUGGUUUUACUAAGCGCUGUACAUUUUGACGGGAAGUGGGUCCUCCCGUUUCCAGAGGAGGCAACUCACCAGAGGCCGUUCUACCGGGCAGAUGGGUCUCAGGUGCAAGUCUCCAUGAUGGCAAAGAGUGGCAAAUAUAACUACAGUGAGUUCCUGACCCCAAAAGGAGAGGAUUAUGAUGUCAUUGAGCUGCCUUAUGAGGGAGGAGAGCUCAGCAUGCUGAUUGCAGCUCCGUAUGAGAAAGGGGUUCCUCUGUCUGCUAUCACCGAUAUCCUGACUCCAGAACUCAUUGAAGAAUGGAAAGCAAGAAUGAAGAUGUCCACGCGGCUUCUCAUGCUGCCCAAGUUCUCUCUGCUAAGCGAGGUGGACCUGAAGGCUCCUUUAGAACGUCUUGGAAUCACAGACAUGUUCUCCGCAGAGAAGGCAGACUUCAGUCGCCUAUCCACUGAGAGGCCGCUCUACGUUUCCCAAGCCUUUCAGAAAAUAAAAGUGGAGGUGACAGAAAGUGGGACAAAAGCGGCGGCAGCAACAGCUGCCAUACUCCUUGCCCGGAUGUCCCCCCUGGAAGUUAUCAUGGAUCGGUCAUUCUUAUUCAUCAUCCGACACAAUCAAACAGGGUCGCUGCUGUUCCUAGGACAGGUCAUGGAGCCUUGAGUUCGCUUCUUUCAUCCUGAAGAACACAAGUCCACCCUACCACCACCCUGGGCAUUUCCACGGGUCAUCGAGAGAAGAUACCAGAGCACAAGACAUCUGCGAGAUGACCAAGGGUCGGGGGGGGGAUGGGAAAUAAAACGGGUAGUGUGAGAGAUCAACAAGGUGUGGGAGGGAAUGAUGUGAAGUAAUGAGAGUGCGAGUGAAUGUCAGAGUAUCACUGGGUAUUAGAGCUGUAUAGAUCUGAAUUUUACUAUUGUAUAUUUAA
This is a messenger RNA of Spea bombifrons (plains spadefoot toad), 1541 nucleotides long. RefSeq names its product serpin family E member 1 (gene SERPINE1). Lineage: Eukaryota; Metazoa; Chordata; Amphibia; Anura; Pelobatidae. Gene Ontology annotation, molecular function: serine-type endopeptidase inhibitor activity. The record is from RefSeq and is a predicted model, not a curated record. The transcript is spliced from 9 exons. Gene Ontology annotation, biological process: negative regulation of endopeptidase activity; negative regulation of plasminogen activation; negative regulation of vascular wound healing. Bases 65 to 1276 code for a protein of 403 amino acids.